Cordyceps militaris CM01 is the source of this 4446-nucleotide messenger RNA. RefSeq names its product DNA polymerase alpha catalytic subunit, putative. Gene Ontology annotation, biological process: lagging strand elongation; leading strand elongation; mitotic DNA replication initiation. The coding region runs from base 1 to 4446 and encodes 1481 amino acids. The record is from RefSeq and is a predicted model, not a curated record. Gene Ontology annotation, molecular function: DNA-directed DNA polymerase activity; single-stranded DNA binding; purine nucleotide binding. The transcript has 4 exons. NCBI's taxonomy places the organism in Eukaryota, Fungi, Ascomycota, Sordariomycetes, Hypocreales, Cordycipitaceae. Gene Ontology annotation, cellular component: alpha DNA polymerase:primase complex.
AUGCACUUUAGCGGCGCGUCUCACACCAACGCGACGCGCUACAACGCCCUCGUCAUGUCCAAGGUCAACCACAGGGCCAAGCUCGCAGAGCUCACGGCCCUUCGCAAGGCUGGCAAGAAGGCAUUUGACAGCUACAAGGUAGAAGACGUCAAUGCCCUCUACGACGAAGUGGAUGAAGAUGGCUACAAGAAAAUUGUCAGAGAUCGCCUGAACGAGGAUGAUUUUGUUGUUGACGACAAUGGCGAGGGCUAUGCCGACGACGGUCGUGAAGACUGGGACCGUGUCCGUCAGUACGAUUCUGAAAGCGAUCUAGAGGAACGUCCUACACGAGGUCGCCAAAGCAAAGCCAACAAAGCAAACCGCCAAGCAGAACAAGCCAAGCGAGAUGCCAACGACCGAAACAUUAGCGAAUACUUUACAAAGAACCCGACCAAACCGCAACAAAAACCCAAGAUCGUAAAGACGGACGACGAUGUUGACUUCAUGGCAAACCUCCUCGGAGAGGUUGAUAGCAACAUCCCCGCUCCUGCGCCGCGGAUUCCAAAACAGGAGCGCUCGGGAGAGCGCCGCAAAUCCAGGGCGCUUUCGCCUGCGCCAGAACCCGCCGGAAAGAAGCAAAAGCGACUACACGCACGACUAUUGUCGCCUCAAUCCACCGCACCUCUCAGCGACGACGACGGAUACAUGCCGCCUCUAGAUGAGGAUCCGGUACCUGCCAGCGAUGUUCUAAUGAGCGACCCGGCCCCGUCAUCCCCUGCUGCCAAAGUAGCGCAACGCAAAGCCCAGCUGAAGCAAGAAAUCAAGAAGGAGGACUCCGACGACGAGGAAACAAUCGAGGUUGCCCACGCGGCUUCUGUCACGACAGCCUCUGUCAAUUUGGCCAGCUCUCGUCCAAUCAAGAAGCUACGCAAAGAAGAACUUUACCCAUCUCCAGCCAGCUCGUCACCAGUCAAGCCGGUUGAUGACGUUGACUCCUCGUCUUGGAACAAGUUGACCGAAAAGCUUAACGUUGUGAGCAACCCUUCAGAGACUCGCGGCCUAGGAAAAAUGGACCACAACGAUGCCAUCGAGGCUGAUGGCAGUCUUAACUUCUUCUGGACCGACUACAUCGAGGUCAAUGGUAGCCUGUGUCUUUUCGGCAAAGUCCUGAACAAGAAGUCAAAGGAAUACGUCAGCUGCUUUGUCAAGAUUGACAACAUCUUGAGAAAGCUGUACUUCUUGCCACGUGAGCAGCGCCUUCGCGAUGGCGACCAGACUGACGAGAGCGUCGAAAUGAUGGACGUUUACACCGAAGUCGAUGAUCUCAUGACCAAGAUGAAGGUUGGCAUGUACAAGAUCAAGGCUUGUACCCGCAAAUACGCCUUCGAGCUUCCCGGAGUGCCCAAGGAAGCGCAAUACAUGAAACUUCUCUAUCCUUAUACCAAUCAACCUAUAGACCCCAAUGUCACUGGAGAGACAUUCUCCCACGUUUUUGGAUCUAAUACAGCACUGUUCGAGCAAUUCGUAUUAUGGAAGAAUGUCAUGGGUCCUUGUUGGCUCAAGAUUCAGGACGCUGACUUUGGCGCCAUCAAACACGCCUCCCACUGCAAACUGGAGGUGUUGGCCGAGCACCCGAACAUGUUGUCGGUCGCGACCGACUCGGAUAACCUUGAUGCGCCUCCUUUGACUAUGAUGAGUGUCGCCCUGCGCACUGCUUUCAAUUCUAAAGAGAACAAGCAAGAAAUCCUGGCUAUUAGCGCCAGAAUCUACGAAAAAGUGCUUCUUAGCGACACGACCCCUGCUGAGAAACUGCCCUGCAGAACGUUCACAGUUAUUCGGCCUUAUGCCCAAAAUUUCCCCUUGGGCUUUGAGCAACUUGCAAAAGCCCGUAAACGAGGUCUUAUUGUCAUGAAGAAGCAAGAAUCAGAUAUUCUCAGCUUCUUCCUGGCACAGAUUGAUGUUGCUGACCCUGACGUUAUCCUUGGUCACCAGCUUGAAGGUGUCGACUACAGCGUUCUCUUGAGUCGUUUACAAGAGAAGAAGACUCACGGUUGGUCAAGACUAGGAAGAUUCAGAAGAACCCAAUGGCCACAGUCCCUGGGCAAGAUGGGUGGGAAUGUCUUUGCCGAGCGUCAGAUCAUUGCGGGCCGAUUACUUUGUGAUUUGGCAAACGAAGCAGGCAAAUCUGCCAUGUACAAGUGUCAGACUUGGAGCUUGACAGAAAUGUGCGGUCUAUAUCUCUCUGGUGAUAACCCUCGUCUCGACGUUGAUACCGAGACUGCUUUAAACAGCUGGGCCAAAGAAAAGCAAGGCCUCAUGGACUACAUCACCCACAUGGAGGCUGACACGUAUUUUAUUGCUGCCCUGGCAAUCAGCGUCCAGAUGCUUCCACUGACAAAGGUCUUGACUAAUCUUGCUGGCAACUCUUGGGCACGCACCUUGACAGGCACGCGCGCUGAAAGAAACGAGUAUAUUCUUCUCCACGAAUUUCAUCGCAACAAGUACAUCUGCCCUGAUAAGCAGACUUUCCGCGGCCGCCAGAAAGCUUCAGAUGAGAAUGAGGAGGAAGCGGGACAGGGCAAGAAGAAGGACAAAUUUAAAGGUGGCCUUGUUUUCGAACCUGAGAAGGGUCUGUACGACAAGUUUGUUCUUGUCAUGGACUUCAACUCUCUGUAUCCCUCGAUCAUUCAGGAGUUUAACAUCUGCUUCACGACGGUCGAUCGCACUUCUUUGAGUACCGAUGAGGACGCUGUGCCCGAGGUGCCCAAAGAUCAAGACCAGGGUGUUCUCCCAAAGCUGAUUUCGACACUUGUUGGGCGACGUCGCCAGGUCAAAAGUCUAAUGAAGGAUAAAUCCGCUACGGCUGAACAGCUUGCCACGUGGGAUAUCAAACAGCUUGCCCUGAAGUUGACUGCCAACUCCAUGUACGGGUGUUUGGGAUACACGAAGUCGAGAUUCUAUGCCCGCCCGCUUGCGGUCCUAACCACAUUCAAGGGCCGUGAAAUUCUCAGAAGUACCAAGGAGCUCGCAGAAAGCAAGUCUCUACAAGUCAUUUACGGCGAUACCGACUCAGUCAUGAUCAAUGCCAACGUGGACUGUGUGGCCGAUGCUUUCAAGGUCGGCAACGAAUUCAAAAAGGCGGUUAACGAGCAAUACCGUCUCUUGGAAAUUGACAUUGACAAUGUCUUCCGGCGCAUUCUUCUACAAGCCAAGAAGAAGUAUGCUGCCAUCAACCUUGUCGAGAAGGACGGCAAAUUCAUCGAACAGAUGGAGGUCAAGGGUCUAGACAUGCGACGUCGCGAGUACUGCGCCCUUUCCAAGGAGAUUUCCAAGCAUCUUCUAGAUGAGAUUCUAUCUGGCGCCGAUACCGAGGCUGCUGUUUCGCGCAUCCAUGAAUAUCUGAGAGAGAUUGCCGCCAAGAUGCGUGAGCAGACUAUUCCCGUUGCCAAAUACAUCAUCUUUACGCAGCUUGGCAAGGACCCCAAGGAAUAUCCCAACGCCGACUCCAUGCCUCAGGUCCAGGUCGCACUCCGCGACAUUGCCCGAAAAAAGAACGUUCGCAAGGGAGAUGUCAUCUCGUAUGUCAUUACAGGCGAUGGCAAGAGCUCUGAACCACCCGCCAAGCGAGCUCACGCGCCCGGUGACCUCAAAACUGACACGACGCUGAUACCCGACGUCGAGUGGUACCUUGGCAAGCAAAUCUUCCCUCCGGUGGAGCGUCUUUGCGCCAACAUUGUCGGCACCUCCACCUCACAACUCGCCGAGCAGCUCGGUCUGGAUGUACGCCGCUACAACUCUCUGCAGACGCAGCAAAACAGCGCAAGCGACGACCUCGAGAUCCACCCCCUCGAGUCUCAGAUUCCCGACGAGGUCCGUUUCGCCGACUGCGCGCGACUCUCCCUCCGUUGCCGCAAGUGCAAGUCCUCAACGCCAUUCGAGGGUCUGGCCGUGGCCCCCGACCGCGUCUCCGCCUCUGGCGUCGUCUGCGGCGCGUGCCACAACGUCAUCCCCAAUAUCUCCAUUGUGGCGCAGGUCGAGCAUGCCGUCCGCGUUCAGAGCUCGCGCUACUACGAGGGCUGGCUGGUCUGCGACGACUCGCAGUGCGGCAACCGCACACGCCAAAUGAGCGUUUACGGCACACGUUGCCUCGGCCCCAAGGGCCUCGCUCGCGACUGCCUCGGCCGUAUGCGCUAUGAGUACACAGAAAAGGCCAUUUACAACCAGCUUGUGUACUUUGCCAGCCUCUGGGACGUAGAACGCGCCCGUGCCCGCGCCAGCGCCCCGGACGGCCCCAUGCCCAGCCAGGACCGCGAAAAGGUCCUCGCCCUCGCCGAGCACAACCGCGUCCGCUUCGGCACCGUCAAGGGCGUCGUCGACCUCUACCUCGACAAGUGCGGCCGCCAGUGGGUCGCCAUGGACUCGCUCUUUGCGCGUCUGGGCUUCAACAAGCUCCUGGCCGUAUCAUGA